AUGCCUUCAGGCCCCUACCUCCCAACCUCCGCCGCCUACCUCAAGGAAUCCUCUCUUCUCCUACAGGCAUAUCCAAACUCUACCCGGAUAACAACAAAAUACACCUUCCCCAAAUCCUCUCCCUCGACCUCCACAAAGAAAUCCAAAUCCGAAAGCACACCCUCAGCACAACCAUUAACACCCGCCGCGCCAAUUGCAACCCUCGUCCUGAAAACAUACAACCCUGAGUCCGGGAUAUGCUUGAAGUACCGCACAAAUAAAGCCGCCGAGGUCGGGCGGUUGAUUACGGCGCUGGGAUUACUAGCGGGUGGUGCGGAUAUGGCGAGCUUGGAUGGGCCUGUUGCUGCUGCAGGGGGUGAUGUGGAGAUGACGGGGACAGGUGAGGAGGUUGCGGCUACGAGUACGGCUCCGACGGCGGCGGGUGCGGGUGCGAAUACCGGUGCGGGUGUUGGAAAAGGGAAGGGGAAGGGGAAGAAGAAGGGCAAGAAAUGA
Messenger RNA from Aspergillus mulundensis, 492 nucleotides. Its product is annotated as SRP9/SRP21 family protein. NCBI's taxonomy places the organism in Eukaryota, Fungi, Ascomycota, Eurotiomycetes, Eurotiales, Aspergillaceae. The record is from RefSeq and is a predicted model, not a curated record. The transcript has 2 exons. Gene Ontology annotation, biological process: SRP-dependent cotranslational protein targeting to membrane. Gene Ontology annotation, cellular component: signal recognition particle, endoplasmic reticulum targeting. The coding region runs from base 1 to 492 and encodes 163 amino acids.